This is a messenger RNA of Stylonychia lemnae, 1671 nucleotides long. The record is from the annotation of a GenBank genome assembly. NCBI's taxonomy places the organism in Eukaryota, Ciliophora, Spirotrichea, Sporadotrichida, Oxytrichidae.
AUGCAAACAGAGUUAUAUCUUGAUAUUCAAUUUUGCUAUUAUCGAAAGAAUGAUAUAAGUAGUUUUAAACAAUGGGGUUAAGCUUUUGACAAUUAUAUUAUCAGAUUAGAAGAGCCUAAAUCAUAUGAAUUUGUAAAAAUUCUGGGUCAAGGAGGUAAUGCAGUGGUCAAAUUAGCUCAAAAAUAUAAAACAAUAAAUGAAAGUAGUCGUCGCCAACUUAAAUAAACUGCUAUUAAAUAAAUAAAAAAGUCAACCUUACUAAAUAAUAAAGUGGCAAUCAAUCAGUUAAGAAGAGAAAUUGAGGCCCAUAGAAAAUUAUAAGACUGUGGAAAUAUCCUGACUCUCUUUAAAGUUUACGAAUCCAAUCAUAAUAUAUAUCUAUUUGUUGAUUAUCAAAAAGGAGGGAAUUUAAUGGAUAUUCUGAUUGAAUAAAAGAAAAUAAUAGAAAAAGAUUUGCAAAUUAUCAUGGGAUAGCUUUUACUUGCAGUUGACUAUAUGCAUUAAAUAGAUGUUAUACAUAGAGACCUCAAACCAAGUAAUAUACUGCUGCAUUCAAAAUAAAAAAAUAACUAUGAUUUAAGAAUCGCUGAUUUUGGUCUUGCCUAUAUGUAUACUCAUGAUGAAAAACUAUAGGAUAAGUGUGGUACUCCAACUUACAUUGCCCCAGAAAUUUUAGAUGGAUUUAAAUAUGAUCAUAAAGUAGACAUAUUUAGUUUGGGCUCAAUAAUGAUAUGCAGUCUUGAUCACAUUUUCAAGUAUAUUACUUCACUUAGUAAUGACGGAAGAGAUUUGCUUCUAAAAUUGUUGUAAAAAAAUCCUUUGCAUCGUCCUACAGCUAAGGAAGCACUCCAGCAUCCAUGGUUUUAAGGAGAUAGAGAAGCAUUAGAUGCUGCUUUGAUAAUUAAUGAGUAAAUCUAGACAUAAACUUAUCAAAGAAAGUAUGAUAUCUAAGCCAGCUAAUUAAAUCAGUAAUGUGAUGAUCCUGGGUCUCAAAUGAAUGCAAGAAUAAGUUUCUAGCAAAGAUUAUCUGGAAUAAGUCCAUAUUAAUCAAGGUUCUCAAGUAACUAAAGAAUAAAAUCAAGAAAUGAAAGUUAUAACUUUAGCUAUUAUGAUAUAAUUACAUAAAAAAGAAAUGCUGUAUCCAAGUCGCCUCAUUAUUUCGGCUAGUUAGCAGGAUCAUUGAGCUAGAAUGGUGUUUUUACUCAGGUUAUUAAUAGCAGAGCUGAAAAUUAUGGUUUUGAAAAUUAUGCCUUAGAAAAAAUACAAUCUAACCCUAAAAAGCUCUCAAAAUUGUUAUCAGAAUUAGCUUUAAAAGAAGAAGUAAAAGUACAACCUCUGCUUUUAAAAGUAUCUUAAGAUGAUCAGAUUGAUAACUUAAAAGACAACUAAGUUUAAUCAUGUGAAUAUAAAUAAAUUCCUUCUUCUGCCCAGCAAAAUUCAAGAUAAUAAAGCAGAGUUAAAAAAUUGUCGUAAUUUCAUAACUUAGCAAAGAAAUUAAAAAAUCAUAUUGAGGUAUCAGCUUUAAAUGACUAAAUUUAUGAAGAACAUGUUGAUGAGCAAUAUAUUAACUAAUCAGGAAAAUUUCGAUUUUUAAGUGGAAUUAAUCAUGUGCAAAAAUAGAGAAUUUUUAUAGAAAUAGAAAAAACUUAAAAGCUUUUGGAAAGUACCUGA